Molecule: messenger RNA, 3195 nt
Organism: Trichoderma atroviride IMI 206040
Lineage: Eukaryota; Fungi; Ascomycota; Sordariomycetes; Hypocreales; Hypocreaceae
Source: RefSeq, a predicted model, not a curated record
CUGUCAAUAGUUGCUGCUAUGAGACUUCCAGGGCCUGGUCAUGGCCCCGGAAGUUCGCCGUCUGGUAGAAAAAGUCCUGGCUUUACGUGGAUGAGCAAAGAACCAGACCUCGACGGCAAGCUUCAACGUGUUCCGGGGCCAGGUUCCCCCAAGACAACCGGAGAUGGCCACUCCAAAGUCUGGAUUCAGAGUAGCUUUGAGCAUAGAGAAGAGUUUUCCGAGGAAUCACUUGCAAAGGGUUUCACGUUUCCACCGCCAGAGCCACAUCGUCCUGGCCAAUACAGCAAUUUUCCUCGCCGUGUAUCUCCUGUAACGCUCGCUACUACACUGCUUGCUGAACCGCUCGAGAAGAAAUUUACCUCGCCACCAAAAGACAAAUUUCCAAUCCCCUUGCCCAGGGCCUCGCCUUUGGACUUGCCAGAGCUCUGUCUUCCAAGUAAACCGACUGACAUGAGCUCCGGUAUACCAGAUAUACCCGCGCGACCGCUACCUGUACGUUGCAACAUAGAAGAGAGUAGCAGGUAUCUGACUUUUUCUAGAAGCCCAUAUAUCGAAGAAUCGGCUGGUCCUCGAAGCAUCUCACCAAAGAGUGCUAAGGAAACAAAUAAUGGUACAAGGCUGUUGUCGCCUCCAGAACAUACAGCUUCUCCAAAGCUUAAUCACUAUCAAAAGCUUCCAUCCGCCGCUGCGCACAAAAUGACUCUUGCAACAGAAGACAACACAUAUCGCCCAUCACAACAGCAUGUUGAAACAAAGUCAAUAGGUAGAAACGAACAACGCCAUUCACCGCCCAGUACCUGCGGUGAUCUGGAGCUUCCCACAUACCGUAGCUAUCCCAAACCUCAGAGUCACCGACAUAAGGACUCCUUGAUCCGGUCAAUACCCUGUGCCUCGACCAAAGGUCGUAAGCGGCCGCCACGCCACCGAUCAAGCUCAAUUGCGAGCAGCAAUAUAUCCAAAAAGAGAGCCGCGAGAAACUUUCAAACCAUGACUCAUGUGUCUGAAUACUUGAAUCAAUGUCUCGAGAUGAACAAUAAUGAAUACGUGGAAGCCCGAUCAGAGGCUCAAAGGCUCCGUGGCGAUAUACAGCAUCAAGAAACAGAGCUCGAAAAGUCGCGUGCAUUGUUGGAUGAGAAAGAUGCCAAACUCAGCGAAACUGAGAAGCUUUACAAGGAAUUGCUCGAAGAAACCACCCGUACCCUUGGAGACAACAAGAGCUUGAACUCGGAGCUUGAAUCUUUGCGCCAGCAGCUAUUUGAAGAAAAGAAGCGAUCAGAACUUUUGAAAGAAAAACACCAAGAAAGUCGGUCGCGGCUUAACGAUGCCAUCAAAGAACAACAAGAUCUCUUUUCACGUUCUCGAGAUCUCUGUAAAGAGACAAUGGAUCAAUUACGAAAGGAUAAGGCGACUAAAACUAUAGCUUCGGAUGCUGUUGAUAAGGCUUUGGAAGCCAGCCAGAAGAAACGCGCAGAGAUGAAGAAAUGUUUCGAGGAAUAUCGCUUGCAAGCGGAUAAAGAUAUCCAACAGAAGGAUCAAGUCAUAACUGUCCUGAAGGAGAAGCUAAACCAUCAGGAAAGAUUAUUGGCUGAGGAGACGCAACUCGCUAAUACUUUACGUGCUCAGACAGAAGAGAUGGGUGUAGCACGAGAAUGCGUUCGAGCGUUAGAUACUUUGAUCAAUGGUGGAAAUUUAGUCGCAGGCAAGAUGCUUUCACGAGAUGACCUCGCCGUCGAGCUAGAUGCCGUCGAAAAGAACAUCAUGGAGAGUUUUUCGCCAGUCAUUUUCUCGCUGGAGAGCGGGCAAAGAGAUUCUUCAAAUGUGAUAACGCAGUUAGAGUCAUCUGUUCAACAGAAUCUUGAUGAAUUCAGAAAUGAAGCAUUCCAACUUGCGCGUAGAUGGGAAGAGAACAAGCAAGACAAUGGUGUGCAGAUCCAGGAUCUUUUCAAACAAGUUCAAGAACUUGGCAGCGGCUUAAAGAAGACAGAAAAUAUCUGUGAGCACAUCGGGCAGAAAUUCGACGCUUUAGUCGACCACGAGCAGAGCCAACAGCACACCACCGACACUCACUUACAAGGCUUGACACAGCGGUUCCUGGACCGUGAGGCGAAGCUGGAUGAUAUGGAGAGUCGGCUUCAGCAGAUGCAUCAAGGCUUCACAACGAAGAUUGAUACAAUGAUCUCCGGAGCUCUGAACGCUGACAAAGAAGCCACGAAAUUGAUUCGCAGUGCUGCUACUGAGCUUCGAGACGUUCUGGAGCGGGGCUUUGGGCAGGAGAGAGAGAGAAUAUCACAGCUUUUCAUUGAAAGCGGAAAUAUUGCAAAAGCUUUUGCGGCUAACGUCGAUGAGCAGAAGGAAUCUGCUACACAAAAUAACCACAAAAGCGAUGAGUUACAGGCGACUCUAGAAAUUGAACGUGGGGCUGUUGCACAGCUAACUCGCAAACUCCAAGAAUUUGAACAUCAAGCUCAAGAAAACGAAGUGCUUCGUGAUAGAUGGCUCAAAGAGAUCCAAAGUGUUGAAGCAGUACGAGCGCAGCUGAAGACGAUACAAGAACAGACUUCACCUGCCAAGGUUUGUGAGAAGAAGAUGGACAGGCUUGUGGAAAUCAGUGAAUUUAUUCGGUCGUCAACCAGCUAUCUAGCAACAGAGAGUGAAUGGAUCCAACAAGAACUUGUAGCUAGAGCUCCGGAGCCAACUGUUGAGGUGGACAAUGACUUGUCAGCAUCUUCCACUGGAUCAAGCGAAGGGGCGGAGAACCGACCAGCGGCGAAAGAUGACGGUGUGUUCCGCAAAGUCACUGUCUAUAGUCCGGAUCCAGGAGAGAGCUCGCCAUCACCUCCACCAACAGUGGUACAGGAGCAAAAGCGGCGUCGUGAAACUACACAGCUUAGAUCAAUUCUCAAGGGACAGAUCCAGUCUAGUACGCUACAGGUUGACCAGAACAAGCCCCCAGAUCUUUCGAAUGGCUCUCUUGGCAAAGCAGGCUCUUCAUCAAAACAAAUGGUUGCUGAAAUCUGUUCUAGAAUGGUUCAAUAUGACUGGAGCUUUCCGACUGUUGCCGAUUUUGAGAGGGACAUUCAGGUAGCCGGCAAGAAGCGAGAGAGUCCUCAGGAUAACCUGAUAACUUCGCAGCUCGAUAACCCCAGCUACCGAGGCUCAAAGAAGUCCAGAAUGAUGAGCUUUAUUGCCGAAUAG